Molecule: messenger RNA, 519 nt
Organism: Penicillium mononematosum
Lineage: Eukaryota; Fungi; Ascomycota; Eurotiomycetes; Eurotiales; Aspergillaceae
Product: mitochondrial 54S ribosomal protein uL16m
Exons: 2
Coding region: 1-519 (172 amino acids)
Biological process (GO): mitochondrial translation
Cellular component (GO): mitochondrial large ribosomal subunit; ribosome
Molecular function (GO): structural constituent of ribosome; rRNA binding
Source: RefSeq, a predicted model, not a curated record
AUGUCGCUACCGGCGGAUCCACCCGAGGAACAACAGUCGUGUGGGGGGGACUUCGGUCUGCGCAUGAAAGACCACGACCGCCGCAUGCCCGCAUCAGCGCUGAAGAUCGCCGAAGAGACUAUCAAGCGGCGGCUACGAGGAAUGAACUAUAAGCUGUACAAGCGUGUCAGCGCCAACAUUGGUGUCUACACCAAGGGUAACGAGCAGCGUAUGGGUAAGGGUAAGGGUAAGUUCGACUACUGGACUGUCCGACUGCCCGUGAGCCGAAUCGUCUUUGAAUUGAAGGGGGAUGUCCACGAGAAGGUUGCCCGUGAGGCUUUCAGAUUGGCGGGCCACAAAUUGCCAGGUCUCUGGGAAUUCGUCAACAAGAAUGACCCGCCUGUUGUCGGUAUCACGAAGCUUGGAAACGGUGUCACUCUCGACUCCCUCAAGCGGGCACGCAGAAACCCGCCCCUUGGUACCAACAAUCUCGCUUCACCUCCGAAGAGCGCCUCCUCCAGCUCCGACCCUACCCAAUAA